AUGAGUUUUAACAGUUACCAUAGGAGGGUUGGGACUGCUUCUAAAUCUGUGAUAAAGGCGUCCUUGUCACACAUUUCGGAGUCACCUAAUACACCGGAGGUUGAUUAUUUGUCAGGGUUCUAUGCUGUUGAUGUACAAGAUGUGCAUGUUUUGAACAAUCCUGUUUCUGAGACCAAGGAAUCCCCUUCCGCAAUCAGCGACGACGAGGUGUCCGUAUUCAAGCAAAAUCGUGUGGCAGAGACGACUCCGCACAGUGUCGACAUAAGGUCCGAAGAAUUCGCGAUUUUAAGUGAUUCUAGUGGGGAUCUGGAGGAACUGGAGGCGUGUUCUCGGGUUAAUAACAGUAAUGCUGGGAAUGAUUUACGGUCAAAAAAUGAGCGGAUUGAUGACUGGUGCUUGAAUUACGUGUCAUACCCAAAGUCGAACUUGAACUUGGAUAAUUCCAACUCACAUGUUCUGGAUAUUGCGAAAUCAUGGGGGGUUGAUAAUGAUGUACCUACUAUCAUCAACUACAGCGGCAGUGCAGCUACUAGCAACAACCUUAUAGAGGAACAGCAACACCCUUUAACAAUACCAUCUUAUGAAUCUGAAAAGUUAUCAAAACUUACACCGACUGAACUUUCAGAGUUAACUAAAUUUGUUAAGGAACUGAUUCCCUAUUUACUUAGUGAUCGUGCAUUGAUAAGGACAUCAAGAUGUUCAAGAAAGUAUGGCGACGUACCUACCUUGUUUCCAGAAAGAAAUCUGCUAUUUAGGUGUUCACUUGAUGCGAGACGUCUAUCUACAAUGACCAACUUAUACCAACAAAUGAAACACUUGUUAUUGGAUACACCUGAUGAUCCUAACUAUGAAUCCUUGGAUGAAAUUUCCUUAUCAUCUGUAAAUUCGUCAUUACCUGUGGAGUCAUGGUACGGUUGGCAUAUGGUACCUAGGUUCCGAGAAACAGAAUUUUAA
Messenger RNA from Eremothecium cymbalariae DBVPG#7215, 954 nucleotides. It is a transcript of the gene ATG36, whose product is annotated as Atg36p. Lineage: Eukaryota; Fungi; Ascomycota; Saccharomycetes; Saccharomycetales; Saccharomycetaceae. Bases 1 to 954 code for a protein of 317 amino acids. The transcript has a single exon. The record is from RefSeq and is a predicted model, not a curated record.